GCCAGGCGCAAAGUUGUGACCAGCAGUCCAACAACAGCGGCAGCGACUGAGCCAAAGGCAGAGCCGUCGAGUGUUCAUUGCGUAGCGACACGAAAAUGUUCAGAGCAUAAUAAAUCGCGGGCUGCUAAAGAAAUCAGCGCGCCACCCAGCUACAAUUGUCAAAAGUUGCAAACAAAGAGCCGCACGCAGCAAUAUGGCUGCUGCAUUUGCUUAUCGCUGGCUUUUGUGUGCGGCUGGCAUUGUUAAUGUGCUGCCGAUUGGAGCACAAAGGCACACAGCUUCAGAUAAUCCCUCAACGUACAAUAUAGGCGGCGUAUUGAGCAAUUCUGAAAGCGAGCUGCACUUUCACACAACAAUAGCGCAUCUAAAUUUCGAUCAGCAGUAUGUGCCGCGCAAAGUUACCUACUACGAUAAGACAAUACGCAUGGAUAAAAACCCAAUUAAAACGGUGUUCAACGUCUGCGAUAAGCUCAUCGAAAAACGAGUCUACGCCGUUGUCGUUUCGCAUGAGCAAACCUCAGGUGAUUUGUCGCCGGCAGCUGUGAGCUAUACCAGCGGCUUCUAUUCCAUUCCCGUCAUUGGCAUAUCCUCGCGGGAUGCGGCCUUUUCCGACAAGAAUAUCCACGUCUCUUUCCUGCGCACCGUGCCUCCCUACUAUCACCAGGCGGACGUUUGGCUCGAAUUGCUCAGUCACUUUUUGUACACCAAGGUAAUCAUCAUUCACAGCUCCGAUACGGAUGGACGCGCCAUCUUGGGUCGCUUCCAGACCACCUCGCAGACCUACUACGACGACGUCGAUGUGCGUGCCACCGUGGAGCUGAUUGUUGAAUUCGAGCCCAAAUUGGAAAGUUUUACGGAGCACCUGAUUGACAUGAAAACCGCACAGUCUAGGGUAUACCUCAUGUAUGCCAGCACGGAGGACGCUCAAGUGAUAUUCCGCGAUGCUGGUGAAUAUAAUAUGACCGGCGAGGGACAUGUGUGGAUUGUUACCGAACAGGCGCUGCAUGCGAACAAUACGCCCGACGGAGUGCUCGGCCUGCAGCUGGAGCACGCCCACAGCGACAAGGGACACAUUAGGGACAGCGUCUAUGUGCUGGCCUCGGCCAUCAAGGAAAUGAUUUCGAACGAGACCAUCGCCGAGGCGCCCAAGGACUGCGGCGAUUCGGCGGUCAACUGGGAGUCAGGCAAGCGACUGUUUCAGUACCUGAAGAGCCGAAAUAUUACGGGUGAAACGGGUCAGGUGGCCUUCGAUGACAACGGGGAUCGCAUUUACGCCGGCUACGAUGUGAUCAACAUACGCGAGCACCAGAAGCAGCACCUGGUGGGCAAGUUCAGUUACGAUAGCCUAAGGGCCAAGAUGCGUAUGCGCAUCAAUGACAGCGAGAUCAUUUGGGGCGGCAAACAGAAGCGCAAGCCGGAGGGCAUCAUGAUACCCACGCAUCUAAAGGUGCUGACCAUAGAGGAGAAGCCCUUUGUCUAUGUGCGGCGCAUGGGCGACGAUGAGUUCCGCUGCGAGCCGGACGAGCGUCCCUGCCCGCUGUUCAACGCCAGCGAUGCGACAACGAACGAGUUUUGUUGUCGUGGCUACUGCAUUGAUCUGCUCAUCGAGCUCUCGAAGCGCAUCAAUUUCACCUAUGACCUGGCCCUGUCGCCCGAUGGCCAAUUCGGACACUAUAUCCUGCGCAACAACACGGGCGCGAUGACUCUGCGCAAGGAGUGGACGGGCCUCAUCGGCGAGCUGGUCAAUGAACGUGCCGACAUGAUCGUCGCACCACUAACCAUUAAUCCGGAGCGUGCCGAGUAUAUCGAAUUCUCGAAACCAUUCAAAUACCAAGGCAUUACAAUACUCGAGAAGAAACCGUCCCGAUCGAGUACUCUUGUGUCUUUCUUGCAGCCAUUUAGUAACACGCUAUGGAUCUUGGUAAUGGUGUCGGUUCAUGUUGUGGCGCUCGUGCUCUAUCUGCUGGACAGAUUCUCACCGUUUGGACGCUUCAAGCUAUCGCACUCGGACAGCAACGAGGAGAAGGCCCUCAAUCUCAGCUCGGCGGUGUGGUUCGCCUGGGGCGUGCUGCUCAAUAGCGGCAUUGGCGAGGGCACGCCGCGCAGCUUCUCGGCCCGUGUGCUGGGCAUGGUCUGGGCUGGUUUUGCCAUGAUUAUUGUCGCCUCGUACACGGCCAAUCUGGCCGCCUUUCUUGUGCUGGAGCGACCCAAGACGAAGCUGAGCGGCAUCAACGAUGCCCGUCUGCGCAAUACCAUGGAGAAUCUAACCUGUGCCACGGUCAAGGGCUCAUCGGUGGACAUGUACUUCCGCCGCCAGGUGGAGCUAUCCAAUAUGUAUCGCACCAUGGAGUCCAACAACUAUGUUACCGCCGAGCAGGCCAUACAGGAUGUGAAGAAGGGCAAGUUGAUGGCUUUUAUUUGGGAUUCGUCUCGGCUCGAAUAUGAGGCUUCCAAGGACUGUGAACUGGUCACGGCUGGUGAGCUCUUUGGACGCAGCGGCUACGGCGUUGGCCUGCAGAAGGGUUCGCCUUGGACGGAUGCCGUAACGCUGACCAUACUGGAGUUCCAUGAGAGCGGCUUUAUGGAGAAACUGGACAAACAGUGGAUCUUUCAUGGCCACGUCCAGCAGAACUGCGAGCUCUUCGAGAAGACGCCCAACACGCUGGGCCUGAAGAACAUGGCGGGCGUUUUCAUUCUGGUGGGCGUGGGCAUCGCCGGCGGCGUGGGUCUCAUCAUCAUCGAGGUCAUCUACAAGAAGCAUCAGGUGAAGAAGCAAAAGCGCCUGGACAUUGCUCGGCACGCGGCGGACAAAUGGCGCGGCACCAUUGAGAAACGCAAGACAAUACGCGCCUCGCUGGCCAUGCAGCGACAGUACAAUGUGGGUCUGAUGGCCAGACAGCCGCCCGGCACCAUCAGCCUGGCGGUGGAUAAACGCCGCUAUCCCCGGCUGGGCCAGCGCCUGGGACCGGAGCGCGCCUGGCCUGGGGAUGCGGCCGAUGUGCUGCGCACACGCCGACCCUACGAUCUGACCAAGUCGGGUCUGGUGCCGCCAGCGCUGGGUCUGGGCAAGACGCGACCCCAACAGAAUCCAUUGCCGCCGCGCUACUCGCCCGGCUACACCAGCGACGUCUCGCACCUGGUCGUCUAAGUUAACAUUUUCGCCUCGGGCUCAAUGAAGCCAGAGGCAUAGGGAUAUUAUUAAUCAACCACGAACAUUGAUGUCUCAGCGGAACAUUCAUUUGCUCAAUAUGAAAGUCUAGACUUAAUCACAGUUUAUUUAUAUAAGUGCUGCAUUUAUGUGUGUGUCCAGCUAACAUAAUCAAAACCCAGAGUCAAGUUGUAUUUAUAUAUAUACAAGCACAUUUACCAUAUAUAUAUAUAUAUAUAUAUAUACAUUUAUUUGAUGGCAGUUAAGUUUGUGUAGUUGUCUGUAGAUUAGUAUAAGAAUUUGUUGAUCUCCAUGUUGAAUUGUCCCCCCUUCCACAUGCUUAUUGCUACUGCCCAUGUCCGCUUGAGCAUAUCCGCACUUUUAUGCCCUACCAAUUGUUAUAUAUGUCAAACGAAUUGUAAUUCAUGAGAAGGAGAAGGAUCAUCAGAAAGCCCACCCAUUGCUGCAGAGUGUAUACUAGAAUUUGAACACGAUUUUCCGGCUAUAAUACUUAAUUUGGGCCGCAACAUAAAAGCUCCGAUUUUCAAGCAACUUAUACACUGCGAAAAGAAAAGCCUAUUUAUUAUAUAAACAAUGUGAAACGAGUGCAGCUUUUCAUUAACCGGCUGAGUCUAUUAAUCAGAUCGAUUUGAGCAAACAGCUCGUUUGAGAAACAAAUACAGCUAAACAAACACAUUCACAAAUAGUUUUCAAAAUACUUGAAUUUAAGCGAACAGAAAUGGAAAACAGAAAACAGAAAACUUUAACUUGUCAUUGAAAAAAAAAAAACAUAAAAUGUCUAUCUAAUGUUAAGUGUGAAAGUUAACAGCAUAAA
Drosophila virilis is the source of this 3983-nucleotide messenger RNA. It is a transcript of the gene Nmdar1, whose product is annotated as NMDA receptor 1. The record is from RefSeq and is a predicted model, not a curated record. Gene Ontology annotation, cellular component: neuron projection; plasma membrane; NMDA selective glutamate receptor complex. Lineage: Eukaryota; Metazoa; Arthropoda; Insecta; Diptera; Drosophilidae. Gene Ontology annotation, molecular function: NMDA glutamate receptor activity. Gene Ontology annotation, biological process: regulation of membrane potential; monoatomic ion transport; chemical synaptic transmission.